Molecule: messenger RNA, 587 nt
Organism: Fomitopsis serialis
Lineage: Eukaryota; Fungi; Basidiomycota; Agaricomycetes; Polyporales; Fomitopsidaceae
Exons: 2
Coding region: 360-539 (59 amino acids)
Source: RefSeq, a predicted model, not a curated record
GACACGGGGCAUGCCGCGCGGAAGGCCACAGGGAAGCCUUCUGCGAAGCUCUGAGAGGCCGCGACGUGAGAAGCCACUGAAGACAUAGAUAAUUCUGUAAUACCAGUAUCCCUGCGGUCAGUGAUUGCGAUAUGACCACCCUAUCAUAGGCACAGACACUCACAGCCACAGUUGCGCAUGCCUGAUCAGCAGACGGCGUAGCCCGGCACUCAGCGUGCGGUUUAUCAAAGAGAUCUCGGACACAGUGCUACCCUCCUAGCCUUAUACACGGCCUUGGUGUGUGCUCGAGGCUCCCCAGUUACUUGCGCUCUCACUCAUGCUGGCCCAUCGCCCACGAUCGGACGUGAUCGUCCUCCGGGAUGGCAAUGUGCGCGAGCACCAGCCUAGUCGUUUGUCUCCUCCCGUUGAUGACAUGCCACCCGUACAAGUCGCGCAACGGGGUGCAGAUGGGGAGACUUACGACGACAAAUCGGGUGCCGACAUACGACCCGGGAGCGACGACGACUCGAGAAGGCCUGUGCAGAGCAGCUUUCUAUUGACCACCGAAGCUGCUCGCUUCCCGCUCGAGGUCUUCGAGAACAUCAUCG